CUUUUUCAAACGCAUAUAUCACCUUUGUUGCACUCGUCUAUGUAUAUAUAUAUUUUGUUUGAAUACAAAUGAAGGACUGAUCAGACCUGACGAACAUUUGACAUGUCCAUAAUCUCCGACGUUUCAACUCUUGACUUGGCCUGCUUUUCUGCUCUAUUUUUGACCCUUCUUGGCUCAAGCUGUUGACCCUCUUUGUAGCCAAACCGCCCGCCCGGCAGCUCCAGUCUGCAUGGAAAUGGAUCCUGUUCGCCAAGCCAAUCUCGUGGCAUACGUGGCCAGUGCACCCAAGACGGGACGCGCCAGUGGCUUCAGUGCCCUCUACGAGAAGAAGCAGCUGAUUGAGGCGCGGCGAAAGCGCCAAACCAUGAACUUCAUGGAGCGAAUGGAAGUUGAUGCCGAACAGAAGCAGGCUCUCGCCCAGGUGACUCUGAUGCGGCAAAAUGAAGACCAUCGAAAGGCUCUUGAUCGUUUGGUGGAGAAAAUGCGCCCAGAACCUUUGGCCAGGGGUCCCAAGAUUGUGAAGCACAACGUGAAAGCUUUGCAUCAAGGUCAUGAUCGACAGCUGAAUUGGGCACCAUUAGAGUGCUACUGAGAGGUGGCAAGCCGCAAUGGGAGGUGGCAAGCUGCUGCCCCGGACAGCUGACAGCAGAGGAGAUGAUGUUUGUGAGAAGUUGAUGAUGUGAAAGCGAAGUUCCGAUGUGAAGCCUCGGACGUAUCAGCAUGUGAUUCUCAGCAUGUGUUUUUACUGUUUGUAUUUGUUUAAGUUCGUCUACAGAUAUGCAGCUGAGAGACC
This is a messenger RNA of Durusdinium trenchii, 793 nucleotides long. NCBI's taxonomy places the organism in Eukaryota, Dinophyceae, Suessiales, Symbiodiniaceae. The record is from the annotation of a GenBank genome assembly.